AUGCCAUAUCUCCCACCUCAUUUGAGAGGGCCGAACGGUGCAGGUGCUUACACCUCUUACGGACAGUCACCAACCCGUCCACUGCGUAGCGCUGACAGAUUAAAGCCAGAUGUUUUCAUUCGUGGUGGUUUAGGUGGUGGUGGGGUUGGGCGAUGUGCUAGGUUUGUCCAUAGUCGUCCCACCUACAAGGGACGGGUUUCAGAUGGCUACUGUAGUGCAUUUUCAAAUUCAGCCACUCGAAUGCAACGUUAUGCAUUGUCAAAUAAUACAUCAACGAGAAUGUCCAUGCCACAUCAUGGCAAAUUUUCAUGUGAUAGACGAACGAUGCACGAUGAGCAGCAGUGGGGAUCACAGCAUCAAGGAGGUGGUGGAGGAUUCAGACGUCAAGAGAACGACGUGCCUGAGUUGGUUUUUCAGAGAAUGCUUCCAGCAAUUUGUUGUUUGCUUCGGCAAACAACUCUCAUAAAACUUUCAACUCAAGCAAACAUGGCAACAAAAAUGACCGACCGUUUCAUUAGUGCAAAGCUGAUGGCUUAG
Molecule: messenger RNA, 537 nt
Organism: Anisakis simplex (herring worm)
Lineage: Eukaryota; Metazoa; Nematoda; Chromadorea; Rhabditida; Anisakidae
Source: the annotation of a GenBank genome assembly